GAAACGGUCCGAUUGCCAUUUAAAGACCUCUCUCGAGAUCUCAUACCCACAUGCGCUCAUCUCUUGCAGGUUUCACAGAGAGAGAGAGAGAGAUGGGUAAGAAGAAGAUCCCGAUAAGAAGGAUAGAGGACAAAGGUUCGAGAUUGGUCACCUUCACCAAGAGACGCCAGGGACUCUUCAAGAAAGCAGCUGAGCUUUCCAUUCUCUGUGGCGCUGAUAUUGCUAUCUUCACCUUCUCUCCUGCUGGCAAGCUCUACUCUUUCGGCCACCCAUGUGUUGAUUCCACAAUCGACCGCUAUCGCCACUACACCCAUGGUGGGCCCUAUCUCAUUCCUAAUGCAUCCACCGUCCAUUCCGACGUCUCCAUCCAGCUUUCGCAGCUCGAACGUCAUCUGCAAGCUCAAUUGCAUAGGAGGAGCAACAGCGUGGGGUACUGGUGGGACCGCCUGAAGGUCCAUGAUUAUGUCAGCGUGGAUGAACUUAAGCAAUUGAAGAAGGGCUUGGAAGGACUUAAAGGGAAUGUGUUGGCGCGUGCGGACGAGCUUUCAAGAGCUGUCUGCGUUUCUCCUCUGACAUGCAUUGGAUUCGACAGUGGUACUUCACAUCCCGCAGGAUCCUCUUCCACUGUACAAGGGCAACAUCCUGCAGAAUCCUCUUCCACUGUACAAGGGCAACUUUCAGUUUCAUUGCCUUCAGAUGAUGGGAUUUUCAACAAUCUUUCUCCACUCCGCGAUGCUUCUCUAUUCCUACUCAAUACUUGAAGCUGUUCCUUG
Magnolia sinica is the source of this 773-nucleotide messenger RNA. Its product is annotated as MADS-box transcription factor 51-like. Gene Ontology annotation, biological process: positive regulation of transcription by RNA polymerase II. NCBI's taxonomy places the organism in Eukaryota, Viridiplantae, Streptophyta, Magnoliopsida, Magnoliales, Magnoliaceae. The transcript has a single exon. Gene Ontology annotation, molecular function: DNA-binding transcription factor activity, RNA polymerase II-specific; protein dimerization activity; RNA polymerase II cis-regulatory region sequence-specific DNA binding. The record is from RefSeq and is a predicted model, not a curated record. The coding region runs from base 51 to 761 and encodes 236 amino acids.